Molecule: messenger RNA, 687 nt
Organism: Menidia menidia (Atlantic silverside)
Lineage: Eukaryota; Metazoa; Chordata; Actinopteri; Atheriniformes; Atherinopsidae
Source: the annotation of a GenBank genome assembly
UUGGAGUGCAGCGAAGAAGAUGUCUGGACCGAGGAAGACCUGGACGCCAACUGCAGGAGGGACAACGGCACCGACAUCUGCAGCAACAACGGCGACUGCGUCUGCGGCACCUGCCAGUGCAAAAAGCGCGACAACCCCUCGGAGGGUUACAGCGGAAAGUACUGCGAGUGCGACAACUUCAACUGCGACCGCUCCAACAACAAGCUGUGCGGAGGCCACGGGCGGUGCGAGUGCAGGAAGUGCGUGUGCGACCCCGACUACACGGGCAGCGCCUGCGACUGCUCCCUGGACAACUCCACCUGCCUGGCCAAGAACGGCCAGAUCUGCAACGGCCGCGGGACCUGCGAGUGCGGCUCCUGCAAGUGCACCGACUCCAAGUUCCAGGGACCGACAUGUGAGCUCUGCCCCACCUGUCCCGGAGUCUGCACCGAGCACAAGGACUGCGUUCAGUGCCGGGCGUUCCAGGCCGGAGACAAGAAGGACGAGUGUGAGCGGCAGUGCAGCUACUUCAAGCUGAUCAAGGUGUCCGAACGCGACAUGCUGCCCCAGCCCACGGACCAGAGCUACCCCCUCUCCCACUGCAAAGAGAGGGACGCCAACGACUGCUGGUUCUACUUCACCUACGCCAUCAGGAACGAGACCAAGGAGGUGGUGGUGGUGGAGAAGCUGGAGUGUCCGAGGGGCUGA